This is a messenger RNA of Aspergillus caelatus, 3116 nucleotides long. RefSeq lists its product as uncharacterized. The coding region runs from base 645 to 3104 and encodes 819 amino acids. Lineage: Eukaryota; Fungi; Ascomycota; Eurotiomycetes; Eurotiales; Aspergillaceae. The transcript is spliced from 5 exons. Gene Ontology annotation, biological process: regulation of DNA-templated transcription. The record is from RefSeq and is a predicted model, not a curated record. Gene Ontology annotation, molecular function: DNA-binding transcription factor activity, RNA polymerase II-specific; zinc ion binding.
AGUCAACAUACUGACUAGCCGGUCUGACUAGUACUGUGUAGGACGGAGUACAGGAAAUCAUUUCAGCAUCGCUGGUCGAUCACCACGCAGGAAUCAAUCCCACCGAGUAAGAGUGAGAACUAAGACAUUUAUACUUUAUAAACCUUCGCAGGAAGUUACUUCAAUCUGAAGUGAAAAUAAAAAAGAAACCUCCUUUCUUUCCCCCCUCCUUCCCCCCCCACUGCAUUCCCUGGAAUCAACCACCCAAAGUGAAACGUGGUGAAAGCACACAAUCAGUCUUUGGUCUGUGCGGAACCUGAACUUAACUUAUCAGUUUUAGCACCGGAAGGCCGAUCGCCGCAAAAUCUUUGGUGGGGAACCAAGUCAGCGCAUUCGAAUUUCUACCUUCCAUCCAAGUCACACCAUCAUCUUUUCAUCAUCUCACCUCUGUCGCCUGCUUGCCGUCCUCCGAAAGAAGUCAUAUUGUCCGCUAUUUAAGAAAUCUGCGUCGCGGUCGGUGCUCUUGGUUGUUGUGAGAGCCCUCCGUCCCUGAAACACGACGUAUCCCCAACAACAUACGCGCCAAGGCCUUGUCAGCUCUCUCAAGGUCAACCACAUCUCUCCCUUCCCACUCCCCCCCCUCCCCCCGACUCCCAUUCCCCUGUAUGGACUGCGGGAGUACUGGUACGGCUGCGGGCAUUGACCCCAAAAUUCUGGAUAAUUGGCAAACCGACACUACUUUUUCGAUAUCACCGUGGGAACAUCCACCAUACGAACAACCGCUAGAGUGGGACAACAGCCAAGACUCGACCCAGGACGAUGCUGAUAUCGUUGAGUUGAAUUCCCUGCAUGGGUCUCUGGCAAAAAACCAUUCCAAUGCCGCCUAUUUAGAUCAAUCCUGUGGUUUCCACAGUGGUGAGAGCAGCAAGACUACCUCACCGGAGAAAUUUGGUAUCCACGAUGGACCGAUCGAGGGUACCGUCAGCGGCACCGUCAGUCCGAGAACCUUGCCAUCCUCGGCCGACGAUAACUUCCAGCUGGAUGAGUCAUGGCCCCAUUAUCAACUGUUCAACGCCAUGACGACCGGAAUCCCCAUGGAAGCACCGCCGCUCCUCUAUCCCUACAGCAAAGAACCUGCCACCUCGACGAACACCGUCAUUGUCGAUGAUGUUGGGGAGCUCCCGCAGGGGCAUGGGCUGUCCGACAUCUCAUCUGAGCACUUUUUGGCGUUUCAGAGCAUGCCCCAGCCCUUCACCUUCAAUGCUCCGGACGUUUGGACGGAGCCUUCUACUAACCCUUCCCCCGAGAGCAUGACGAAUCAAACAACCCCAGCUUCGAUUCCGCUAGGAUCGGAACUGCCAAACAAGGAAAUGAACGCGGUCCGCGAUUUUCAGACCCCUUUGAGGUCCCUCGAAUCGCGCUGGCUCGACAGCCUGGAGUCUCAACUUCCAUCGAACAUGACUUCGCCUGCCUCACUGUCAACUAUUCCGCAGGGCCCAGGAUUUUUCAAAGAAGAAAACCCGGGACAGGAUGGGUUUCAGUACAAAUCGGAGAGCUCGUCGGUGUCCGGCGACUUUUCUGCUGGUGUAUACGAAUGCUCCUACUCUGCGACGAGCGAUGAUGCCCCGGCAUUUGCCGAGCAACAGCUGGACGAAGAAGGCCCUUGGAAGGGCACUCAGAAGGAUGAGCCUGGGAUAGCGCAGCCCGUCCAGAGCGCGACGGCUUUCAUGGUGAGCGAGACGCCAUCCGAGUCAUUCUUUGUUUCGGUCCCGUCACGAUCUCGGGCAUCGUCGUCGGCAGCACCGCGGUCGACUGCUCGGCCACAGGCGCUCGCACUGCAGUCUGUUGCGACUGUUCGGAAACGUAAACAGCGCAGCUCGAACCAUUCUUUGGACCUUGGUCAGCCCAAGCCCCUGCAGAUUGUACAAGAGGAUGGCCAGGGCGGAUCCAUCGCUUCAGCAGACUUCGUAUCCCCGCCACGUGGGGCGCGUCGUAAAGGACCUCUGACCAUGGUCGGUCGGGCAAAUGCUGGAUUGCGAAGGAAGAACAAGGACACCUGCGUGCAGUGUCGUCUAAACAAGCGAAAGUGUGACGGAAACGCUCCAUGCGAUGCUUGUCGUCCUACGCUCCACGAGCAACCAUGCGCUCGGGCUUGCUUUGCAAACAUCGUGGAGUAUGGAACAUGCAACUAUGUCUCUCAACGAGCCGUCAACCAUCCUACAUUGGAUAGGACAGGUCGUGUUCGGAUGGAUAUUCCGGUAGAGUUCGACUUGAACGAUCUCAUAUCUUUCCUCGGUGAACGGCAAGGCCGAUUCAACAUCCGCGCCAGCCAAGCCUGGGGUUCUCUAUAUGUUCUUGACCUGGGAGAAACUUACAAAUUUUUGAGGAGCUUGAGCGAUUACAAUGGCAACUCUCGGUCGAACUUCCUCGAGUUUAUUGACCGACGGAUAGUCGAGUCGAAAGAUAAGUCGAAGAACUGGCUGACCUGUGUCAAAGACUGUGACCCAAUGAACAAUUUCUAUACCUUACUCUCACGUUGGAACAACAUGCCCAGUCGUGCGAGCUAUAGUUUUGUUCCUCUCCACCAAGGAGCCCAGGAAAGGCCAAUGGAUAUCCAUAAUGCGGACGACCGACGUGAGAUUCUCCUAGCGGCGCAGCUUUCCCGCAUUGUGUGCCGGAUGCUGGAGGUUGAAGGAUUCCGAAAGUUGGAACGAGACUUCUACAACAUCAAAUGGAAGCAGAUUUCUCAGGAGACGCAUUUGCGUUUCUUGAACGAGCUAGGAAAUAUUCUCCUCACACUCCGCUGGCGAGUUUCCUGGUGGAAGCGCCUUGGAGACGGUGGUCAAGAUCCCGACCCAAGCAAGCAGCACUAUGUGGAUCGGGUCGACCUGCUCUGUAGGAUUCUUUAUGUUUAUUACACCUGUGUGUUGGCUAAGCUUCCUUCCUGGUGCGCUGCCGAUGUUCCCAAGGGGGUGUGGUCUACGUACGCCGAUACGGAGAAUGCGGUCUGGGAUGACUUCCCAGUAGACCCUACCGAUGAAGGAUUCCAGAACUGGAUCGACAGGGGCAAGGAGCUGGUCGAACAGGCCGGUGCCCCGAAUGGUACCUCCAAGAUUGCACAUUAGAAGGUACGAUUA